Messenger RNA from Cynocephalus volans (Philippine flying lemur), 1712 nucleotides. It is a transcript of the gene SGPP1, whose product is annotated as sphingosine-1-phosphate phosphatase 1. Gene Ontology annotation, molecular function: sphingosine-1-phosphate phosphatase activity. Gene Ontology annotation, biological process: sphingosine metabolic process. Gene Ontology annotation, cellular component: endoplasmic reticulum membrane. The record is from RefSeq and is a predicted model, not a curated record. Bases 110 to 1441 code for a protein of 443 amino acids. NCBI's taxonomy places the organism in Eukaryota, Metazoa, Chordata, Mammalia, Dermoptera, Cynocephalidae. The transcript has 3 exons.
GCCGGUCGAGCAGGCGUCGCUGCCGCUCUAGCUGCCGCUAGCCAGACGCGCGAGGACUGUUCGGGGCUGCGCCGGGGGCCGGCCCGCCCUCCUUGCGGGUCCCGUUGUCAUGUCGCUGAGGCAGCGCCUGGCCCAGCUGGCUGGCUGGCUGCAGGAACCGCAGAAAGUGGCCCGUUUCCAGCGGCUGUGCGGGGUGGAAGCGCUGCCGAAACGCUCCGCGGACCCGAGGGAGGAUGAGAAGGCAGACGAGAAGGCGCUCCCACCCGGAGACACCCGGCAGCGAGGGCGGCAGCCCCGGGCGCCCGGAGGCCCCCAGCCGCCCGGGAGCGACCGCAAUCAGUGCCCGGCCAAGCCGGCCGGCGACGGCGCCCCCAACGGCGUGCGCAACGGACUGGCGGCGGAGGUGGGCCCUGCCUCGCCGCGGCGCGUGGGCGCCGUGCGCCGCAACUCGCUGACGGGCGAGGAGGGCGAGCUGGCCUGCGUGAGCAACUGGCCGCUCUACUACCUGUUCAGCUUCGGCACAGAGCUGGGCAACGAACUCUUUUACAUCAUGUUCUUCCCCUUCUGGAUCUGGAACCUGGACCCCCUGGUGGGCCGGAGGCUCGUGGUCAUCUGGGUGCUAGUCAUGUACCUGGGCCAGUGCACCAAGGACAUCGUCCGCUGGCCGCGGCCCGCCUCGCCGCCCGUGGUCAAGUUGGAGAUCUUCUACAACUCCGAGUACAGCAUGCCUUCCACCCAUGCCAUGUCUGGCACCGCCAUCCCCGUUUCUAUGGUCCUCCUCACCUAUGGCCGCUGGCAGUAUCCUCUUAUAUAUGGACUGAUUCUUAUUUCCGGCUGGUGUUCUAUAGUUUGCCUAAGUAGAAUUUACAUGGGAAUGCACUCCAUUCUGGAUGUUAUUGCUGGAUUCCUAUAUGCCAUUUUAAUCUUAGCUGUCUUCUAUCCAUUUGUGGACCUGAUUGACAACUUCAACCAAGCUCACAAAUAUUCUCCAUUAAUCAUCAUUGGGCUUCAUUUAGCUUUGGGGAUCUUUUCUUUCACUCUUGACACCUGGAGCACAUCCCGAGGAGACACAGCUGAAAUUCUAGGAAGUGGUGCUGGAAUUGCGUGUGGAUGUCAUGUUAGUUAUAACCUGGGUCUAAUAUCAGAUCCUUCUCUGGAUAUAUUACCUUUAGCUAGGCCCCCCAUUACUAUGACUCUGUUUGGAAAAGCCAUAUUGAGGAUCCUUAUAGGGAUGGGAUUUAUACUAAUGGUCAGAGAUAUAAUGAAAAAGAUCUCCAUUCCUUUAGCCUGUAAAGUCUUCAAUAUACCGUGUGAUGAUAUUCGAAAAGCAAGACAGCACAUGGAAGUUGAACUUCCUUAUCGGUAUAUUACCUAUGGAAUGGUCGGUUUCUCCAUCUCAUUUUUUGUUCCUUAUGUAUUUUUCUUUAUUGGUAUCUCUUGAUGGAGAAAUAUUGCUUAUGUUAAGAAAGGAGGAUAUUAGUCACUGAUAUCUAAAAAUAUAUUCGAGGUAAAAGCCAGAUCAGAAUUAGGCUUUUGCGGGAAUUUAAAUAAUUAUUUAAGGAAAUUCAUAAGACUCAGUGCAUUUUAUCAUUGCACAUUCAGAUAUUGUUUUAGGUGAGAUAAGCUGUUUCAAUACUGGAAAAAUGAUAAGUAUCCAUUUAGAAUGUUCAUGUAAUGUUUGGAGAGUUUUGUGCUGUUAUGGAUUCAAGUUA